Messenger RNA from Prunus dulcis (almond), 1974 nucleotides. RefSeq names its product probable polyol transporter 6. Gene Ontology annotation, molecular function: carbohydrate:proton symporter activity. Gene Ontology annotation, biological process: transmembrane transport. The record is from RefSeq and is a predicted model, not a curated record. The coding region runs from base 321 to 1844 and encodes 507 amino acids. Gene Ontology annotation, cellular component: membrane. Lineage: Eukaryota; Viridiplantae; Streptophyta; Magnoliopsida; Rosales; Rosaceae. The transcript has 2 exons.
UUCUGCCCUUUUCUAAAUUUCGCUUGAGCGUUUUUGAAUCUUUCGUGUAGUGUUCUUGAGUUCUUUUGAACAUUCCUCAAUCCUUGAGACUUGUUUUUAACUCUUUGAAGUCCCAAGAUUUUCAUCCAAAGGAUAGAGAUCAAGUUGUUUCUCGAUACACGUCUUGUUGUAUCUUGUUACACCCAGUUCUAUAUAUGCCUCAAUCUUGUUGUUUAUUUUUUUUUAAAAAUGAAUGAUUCUCAGUGAAAAAGAGUUGUUAUAACAGAGAGACAAUAUUGGCGAGGGGGAGCUUGUGCGACAUACAGACGCUUCAAGUUAAAAUGGAGCCUGAGAAACACACAGAUAUGGUCGAGAAGAAGGCCUCAAUAGAGGUGGAGGGUAGCAGAGAAGCCCCGGAAAAGAUCAACAAGAUUGCUUUACUUUGUGCUGUGGUUGGCUCAAUUAUAUCCAUUAUAUUUGGCUAUGAUACUGGUGUGAUGAGUGGAGCCAUGAUCUUCAUCAAAGAAGAUCUCAAAAUCAACGAUGUCGAAGUCGAAGUACUAGCCGGAAUUCUCAACAUUUGUGCUCUAGUGGGAUCUCUAGCAGCUGGAAGAACCUCUGAUUAUAUCGGUCGGCGUUACACUAUUGUUGUAGCCUCCAUAAUUUUCUUAAUAGGGUCAAUUCUAAUGGGGUAUGCUCCAAACUAUCCUGUGCUGAUGACUGGAAGAUGCAUUGCUGGCUUAGGUGUAGGCUUUGCACUUAUGAUUGCGCCAGUUUACUCUGCAGAAAUUUCAUCUCCAGCAACCAGAGGCCGUCUAACCGCUCUGCCAGAGCUUUGCAUAAGUCUUGGCAUCUUACUUGGUUACGUUUCAAAUUAUGUUUUCGGAAAACUGUCAUUGACACUUGGAUGGAGACUGAUGCUAGGCAUUGCUGGAGUUCCUUCAAUUGUUUUGGCAUUUGGGAUUGUCAAAAUGCCAGAGUCGCCAAGGUGGUUGGUGAUGCAGGGCAGGCUAGCAGAGGCCAAGAAAAUUUUGUAUCUAAUUUCUAACACCAAAGAAGAAGCUGAGUCUCGUUUUUGUGAUAUCUUGGUUGCUGCUGGAAUUGAUGAAAAUUGUAACGAAGAUGUAAUUGAGGUUCCCAAAAGCACCAAGGGUGAAGGGGUUUGGAAAGAACUACUUUUGAGGCCAACUCCGCCCGUCCGUCGGAUUCUAAUCGCAGCCAUCGGAAUCCAUUUCUUUGAGCAUGCCACAGGGAUAGAAGCUGUUGUGUUAUAUAGUCCAAGAAUUUUCAAGAAAGCUGGGGUUAGAAGCAAAGACAAGUUGUUGCUUGCCACAGUUGGGGUUGGUGUUACAAAGACUUUGUUCAUAUUGGUAGCCACAUUUUUGCUUGACAAAGCUGGCAGGAGGCGCUUAUUGUUGACAAGCACUGGUGGCAUGAUCGUGGCUCUAACAGGAUUAGGGUUUUGCUUGACAAUGGUAGAGCACGCCAAAGAGCAGCUUACUUGGGCACUAAGCUUGAGCAUUGUGUCAGUUUAUGUGUUUGUGGUUUUUUUCUCAAUUGGGCUUGGGCCCAUAACUUGGGUUUACAGCAGUGAGAUUUUCCCUUUGAAAUUGAGGGCACAGGGAACAAGUAUCGGGGUGGCUGUGAACAGACUUACGAAUGCUACAAUUUCUAUGAGUUUCCUUUCAAUUUAUAAGGCAAUUACCAUUGGAGGGGCCUUCUUUAUGUUUGCAGGCAUGGCUGUCUUGGCCUGGAUCUUUUUCUAUUUCUGCUUGCCGGAGACCAAGGGGAGAUCAUUGGAAGAGAUGGAAAUGGUUUUCAGCAAAAGCAAAGAUACUAAUAAGUCUAGAAAUGGUAUUGUAUGAAUGCAAUCAAGAAUUUAUGUACUCUAAGCCAGCGGGGUAUAGCUCAGUUGGUUGAAUUUUUCCACCUCCACCCAUGUGGACAGAGAUUGGAAACCCCAAGGCACCCAAUAAAUAUUGGUGUAAACUCCUC